Eleginops maclovinus (Patagonian blennie) is the source of this 5807-nucleotide messenger RNA. Its product is annotated as LON peptidase N-terminal domain and RING finger protein 3-like. The record is from RefSeq and is a predicted model, not a curated record. Bases 98 to 2269 code for a protein of 723 amino acids. NCBI's taxonomy places the organism in Eukaryota, Metazoa, Chordata, Actinopteri, Perciformes, Eleginopidae. Gene Ontology annotation, molecular function: protein binding; ubiquitin protein ligase activity. The transcript is spliced from 12 exons.
CCUUCCCCGACUACAUCAUGAGCAAGCACUGUAGUCAGCCAGUACUUCCAGGCAUGAGAGAACAGACAUUGGUUAGGGACUUCUGAAACUGUUAGUCAUGAGGACAGAUAGUGAGAGUAUGCUUCAGUUUGCAGCGGAGGCUUUCCAGUCGAAAAACUUCGACCUAGCUGCGGAUAUCUACGAGUGCCAACUGGCGGGUCUAGGAGAUCCAGGGAACAGACAGGAGCUGAUGGUGAAGCGGGCUGACGCGCUCGCUUUCGGGGGCAAAUUCACAGAAGCUCUAAAUAUGUACCGACAAGCCUCGGAGACAGACAGACUGGGACCAGUUCACCUGAGCAACCUCGUAGACUACCUGGCGGGUAAUAUCAGGAGGCAAGCCGUGGGGGACAGGACCCCGAGCAGGGGAGGUGAAGCAGGGGCGGCGGCGGGAUGCCCGGGAGUCGGUGCCACAGGUUUCGAACAGUUCUCCUGCCGGAUAUGUCUGAGCUUUCUGUUCGAACCGGUGACUCUGCCGUGCGGACACUGCUUCUGUAAGAAGUGUCUGGAAAGGGAGAGGAAGGAUAAGGAGCGGCCGGGGGUCUGCAGAGAGUGCCGGGCCAGCUCCGGGGCAACGGAGGUCCAGAGUUACCGGAUCAACGUGGUGCUUAGCAACCUGCUGGCCAAGUGGUUCCCGACCCCUUACCAUGCCGGCCAGCUGAGGCGGGAGGGCAACGCGCUGUACGCCGAAAGCAGGCUGGAAGCAGCGCUGGAGAAAUACAACCAAGCCAUAGUGAUAGCACCCAUGGACCACAUACUGUUCAGUAACCGCUCCCAGAUCCACUCCAGUCUGAGACACCAUGAGAAGGCUCUGAGAGACGCUGAGAUGACCUGCAGACUCAGGCCUCACUGGUCCAAGGGUCAUGUCCGUAAGGCGCAGGCUCUGGGGUCUCUGGGCAGGACGGAGGAGGCGCUGAGGGAGAACCUGCUCUGUCUGUCCAUAGAGCCUGACUGCAGACUGGCCAGGACUGAGGCUCACAAGCUCCUCAGUGAUCUCCUGGCUCCAGUUACAGAUCAGGUCCCUGAACACAUCUCCGACUACACCAACUUACUGUCUUUCAGAGCUCACAUCAAGAACAGCAUCACCAUCACCACGCCCUCCCAGAUUUUCAGUCCCAGCCUGAUGUCCUCGGCACCUGAGAGAUCAGACGUUGGUGAAGGCAAAGGUCAGAUGAAGCCUGAGGUCAGGAGUCUGGACCACAGCUUCCCCCUUAAAAGAAAAUGGAGCAGCACAGAGGAGAAGGGAGGACAGGAGGGAAGAGAGGAUCACAAGAAAAUCAAAUCUGAGCCAGCAGACGUUACGAAACCCUUGAGUUCUGGAGAUGUCUUUGACCCGGCAGAUCUGGAGUGUUCUCUUUGUAUGAGACUUUUCUACGAGCCGGUGACAACUUCCUGCGGUCACACGUUCUGUCUUCGCUGUCUGGAGCGAUGUCUGGACCACAACCCAAAGUGUCCGCUCUGUAAAGAGGAGCUAUCUGAGUACCUGAUCCAGAGGCAGUACUGUAAGACAGUGGUAGUUGAGAAGCUCAUAUUGAGGUAUUUCCCCUCAGAGUUUAAAGAAAGACAGAAAAUCCACCAGGACGAGAUGGCUGAGCUCUCCAAUCUGAACAAGAACGUGCCUAUAUUCGUGUGCACCAUGGCCUUCCCCACUGUGCCGUGCCCUCUCCAUAUCUUCGAGCCGUGCUACAGGCUGAUGAUCCGACGAUGCAUCGAGACGGGAACCAACUGCUUUGGCAUGUGUCUGGGAGACGACCUCAAAGGGUUUGCAGACUACGGGUGCCUGUUGGAGAUUCGGGAUGUGCAGUUCUUCUCCGACGGCCGCUCAGUUGUGGACACCAUUGGCAAGCGGAGGUUUAAAGUCAUCCAGCACCGCAAGAGGGACGGAUACAACACGGCCGAUAUAGAGUACCUGGAAGAUGAAAAGGUGGAGGGCGUGGCUGAGCGUGAGCUGCAGUGUCUGCAUGACUCGGUGUACGACCAGGCCCUGGUUUGGGUCAACUCCCUGAAGAAGGAGCAGAGGGAACGCAUUGAAGGACACUUUGGACCCAUGCCUCAGAAAGACUCCAAACUUCAGGACAGUCCUAACGGCCCCCUGUGGUGCUGGUGGCUGCUAGCAGUUCUUCCGUUAGAGGGCCGGGCCCAGCUGCCCUUCCUGGCCAUCACCUCUCUGAAGGAUCGCCUCUGCGGCAUCCGCAAGGUGCUUCUCUUCAUGGCCCACAGCAGGCUCCGGUGACAUGUUCUACACACAGCGUUCACCAGGCCUGGAUAAUUCAGUAACCCCCUCUGCCCCGGCAAACACAACCCCCUCCUCAUCCUCCUUUCAAAGCAGCAGUUGACCUGCUGUUCUUCUCCUUUUGGAUGCACAAAAAACUGUUGCACCUUCCUUGAUGUAGCGCCAUGGCCUCCUCUACUCGUCAAAGAUUAUUGUUUGUUAAAUAUCGAUAUCUUUCAUUCAUAAUCUACGUUCAGACAGGACGGGGAAAAUCUGAAACGACUGAUUCAGAAACCAUCCUCACCUUCCAUUGUUACAUUUCUUGUCGCUGUUACAAUGCGCACAUAGUAUAGUGAUACGUUUUUUUGUCCGAUAGACAAAAAACUGUGGUGCUUAUAUGUGUUUGUUUCUCCAAUGUUGCCUUAUUGGCCUUCCUCCAUUUUUGAAGUUCUAUGUUCUUCCUCUUGCACAAAUAUUGUGAAAAACAAACUUUUCAGAUUAUGAGGGACUUGUCCUGUCUGAACAUAGCUUCAAAGCAAAUUCCUGAGAAAAGACUCACACGAGACACCAAGCAUGAGUUUACCUUUUUGUGUAAAUAAACUCACUUCUGUUGCAUAAUAAUGCAAAUUCAGACAUAAUUAAUUGGUAUGCCCAUUACUUAAAGUAGACAUCUGCAGUUAAACCGAUGUGUUUACUAUUCUGCCCCUUUUUUUACCAUAACUUUAAAUGUAUUCCUGGGCUGCUAUGGUCUUCCUUCUGACAUUCUGAUCCCUGUCUGACUCCAUCUAGUGCAGCUGAGUAACAGUUUUACAUAGGCGUGUUUUGAGGCGUUUGUGUGUUCAAUUCAUCAUUUUAUUUUUUUUUUGUCUGAUUUGUUUCCGUUAUUUAUUUUUGCUGUUAUUUAUGCAUGCAGUGACAUUGUUUACAUUUGAGAGAAAGAGAUGUUGAGCUGCUUAUUUUCCAAAGGCUUUAAAAAAUAUAAAUUACCAUUCAUCCCAUAAAUCAUCGAUAAUGCCCUGGUAUCUGUAGGGAGGAAUUACUUUUAAAAAAAACACUCUGUAUACAAUCAUGAGCGGGAAAAACAUGGCCGCCAUUAAAACACUGCCCGGCAUAAACUGUAGUGGGGGCAGAUUCUCUUCCAGGCCACAUAUUUCUAGAUCACUGGUGAGCCAAAUGAGAUGGUUUUUUGUUGUUGUUUUUUUUCCAAUAUCUGAGCUAUAUAAGAUUCCCUCUCUUUAGCGGAGACACUUUUAAGAUAGCCAAUCAGUAAUGCAGAGAGCAACACCUGGAUUUAUGAUUCCAUUAUGUCCUAAAUGUAUUUAUUCAGUAUUUAUUCUGACUUAUUUUGCACUUCCACUUUGAGUAAGGGAAAGAAAUGCCUCAACAUUUGGAUUACCACAGAAUUAAGUUUACUUUGGUGAGCGUAUUUGUAGCAGGCCAACAAUACUGCGAAAAAUCUGUGAUUAUAUGAGAUUGAUGAUGUUUGCUAUGAGUAAAGGCCAGUGCCUUCUGUCCACAGUGUGAAAGAAGUGUGGAACCUUUUUGUAUGAAGUACUACAUACCAUUUUAAGUUUUAUUUCACCUUUUUAUGGACAUUUAUGCAUUAAAAGCAUGACUUCCACAGAAAACAAGUAUGGGAAUAAAAUAACAUUUGAGAAAAGGAUGUCGUUUGACAACGUUUUGAGGCCUUGCUGCUGUCUGUGACAUGACUGUUUUUACAUGGCUAAAGCUAAUCUCUGGAAAAAUGCAAGAGAUUGUUGAGCUUUGCCUUUAGAUCUUUUAUUUUGUAUACAUACAUUUGAUGUUUCUAUCAAUAGGGUUUUUUGUGUUUUUAUAAUUUUGUAAAAUGUUAUGUGUAAGUGCACAGAGAUUAUCAAGUCAAGUUGCAAUGUGACACAAUCAGAACUCAAUGCCUCACUUAUGACCCAAGAGUUCAUGAACUAUUGGAAGAUGAAGUCUUAAGAGAGAGUUUCAUUCGUAAAUAGUUAAGAUGCUAUGAUGCUUAAACUUGGCCGGAAAGGGAAAAGGGUAAAAACAUAUCAGACAGAUAUUCAGAGACUAAUGUACUUCAUGAAAGACGAGAAAGGAAAUACAAUAACAUAAUGUUAUCCUCAUUUUUUAUUUUUAAGAUGUGUACAAAUCAGAAAAAGAAAAUCAGCCUGUACAGUAAAGCAUCCUGAUGUUCUGUCUGGUUUUCUUUACAUUUCUAAUAACAAAAGUUAAAGAGUUACACACAAAUACAUUUGGGCUUGGAACUGAUACCCCUCUGAAUUAUUUUCAAUUUUUGCCUUAAAUUGGGCUUCUUCCAUUUUCACUAACAUAUAUUUAUAUAUAAACAGCAAUGACCACUUAUGUUUGCUCAAGUUUUGAGCAACAACCCGUUCCUCAGAAAACUGGCGGGGAUAUUUGUGAUUAGCAUUAUUAAUAAUAUACCACAAAGCUAUUCUGUUUCGUACUCUAGUUACCUGAAAUAUUACAUAUCCACUUUUGUCUCGGAUAAGCUUCCAUAUGGCUUUCUUUUUGACUCAAUUUAAGAGGAGGAGGAGUUAAACAGGGAACAUAAAGGGUUAUAAUCUAGUUGGGACGUGAAUACACUGUCAGUUUGAAUCCUGAACUUUAGUAUGGGUUAAAGAUGACUUUUCAUGGCUUCAUGGUAUCAUUUUGACAUUUUGUAGCACUUCCAACUUAACAUAAUUCACGCUGACACCGACCUUACAUCGGGUUAGCAUCCCGCUUACUCCUGUAAGCCUAAAAUGGAUUGUACCUUUUGUCAGACAGAAGAAGUGCAACCUUUUUUCUUUUGUUUCCCAGCUAUGCAAAAACAACCAGCAUGAUAUUUUAUUGCCAGUUGAUAUUAUGAUCUUCCAGAAAUUAAACAUUGAUUAUUUAAGUAGUUGAAACUACCUCUAGCAUCCUCCUAGAGCACUCCCAUGUGAAAGAAAAGUAUGUUUCCUAAUUCUCUAAUAUUUUGUGAAUAUGGUUUACUUUGUUGAAAGUGUAAUUUGAGAGUCAAACAAAAUGUGCGCUAUCAUUGCUUCAAAAUGUUAUUUUUCUAAAAUCCCAAUGUUAAAAUGUACCAUUUUCAUCAACAAAACUUAAACUUGUCCAUUUUUAUGUUCCUGUGUAUGUUUGUGAUACUGAUCCCAAAUAUUUGAAGUAUUUGCAGGAGCACUUGAUUUAUCUCACAUGGCCAGGUGAACAAACAAAAAGUAAACAGAGUCAUUAAUAGCAUCUCCUACUGUAUAUCAGAGAAAAGUUUCAUACAACAAUUGUGCUUUACUGACCCUAAUAAUCCUUUUCUUUUUAAAGAAAAGUGCUCCUCAUAUUUUCAAAUAUUUGCAUGGACUUUAGUCAUAUGUUGCUUCCAUCAAAUGCUUUUAACUUCCUGUACUAGUCAAUGGCCUCUACAUGUGUCCUGUCGCACAAAAUGAAUGUAUGAAUGUCUUUUCAUCAGAUGUUUUCUCUAAAUGUUCGUUUUUCAAAGUACAACUUAAGUGAAUAUUACUUUUGCAAAUGUAGUCUUGAAAUUACAACUUGUGAAUAAACCAAAAGGACUGUA